UGCUCCGCGUUUCUGAAAACAAUCUGUUUGCUCGACGACCAACAUGUUCCCUCGUUCCCCAUCGACGCGAUACUCCUCGCAGUCCUAAGGACCUCGCCAAAUAAUUGUAGCGACGAUUCCCGUGAGACACGCACGCGGAUAAGAAAAACACGUCCGAGAUAUACGUGUUUUGUGAAUUCUGUCGACGAGGGGCAGCGUUGACGCGCAUGUCCUCGUGGAGCUCGUUGGGGUGUACGGGAAUUGGGGAGAAACAUUUGCGACCGCUGUAAGCCGCGUCUCGCAGCCUCGACCUCGACGAGUGUUUACCAACGGCGAGGAUGAGUUCGGGCUUCAUAUCGGAGGCCGAGAUCGCCGAGCAGCGGCGAAUGCGGCAGGAGGAGUGGGAGCGCGUACGGACCGCCGAUCAGCCUUUAGAGGCGCCGGAGGAAACCUACGAUCCCAGGUCCUUGUACGAGAGGCUACAGGAGCAGAAGAACAAGAGGGACAUCGAAUAUGAGGAGGCUCAUAAGCUGAAAAAUAUGAUCAAGGGAUUGGAUGACGACGAAGUAGAGUUUUUGGACUUGGUCGACAGAACGAAGAUGGAGGAGGAGCGUAAGAAGAACCUGGAGGAAGAGAAGGAAAUGCGCGACUUUAAAGCCGCGGUUGCUUCUCUCCAAGAGCAGAAGCUGAGCGAAAAGUUGAAACAGGAAUUGAAGAACCCGCCUGUCAGCAGCAAAAACACCGCCUGCGGAAGCCGCACCUCGCAGCUGAAGUUACCCGUGGGCGUCGUACUGAAACGAUCCGACAAGCAAAAACCAGGUGAGGCACUCAAAGGCAUAAAGAGGAAACUGUCCCCAACCGAGGACGACGCCGAUUCUAGUAAGAAGAAAGAACCGCCUGCGUCUUGCAAGCCGGCGGCGGAUACCUCGCUCCCUAGUCCCGAGUCGAAUAAGCAGAACGACAAGGCUAUACCAAAUCAAGUGGACACCAGUAACGAAUAUGCCGGGCUGAAAUGUAUCGGUAUACUGCCUGGUCUCGGCACGUACGACAACUCGAGCGACAGCGAUUGCAGCUCCGACACGGACCAGGAGACUGAGCCAAAUCCCUCCGUAUACGAUAUGCUAGGUCGAAAAAUUAAAGCGUUGAAAGAGAAGGAGAAGAGCUGAGCGAUACGUGUAAAUACAUGCGUAUGCACACAUGCCUGUAUGAAUGUAUGAUAUGUGUAUGGCGAGGUAACGAAUGUAGAAGAGAAUUAUUAUUAUAUACCGCGACUAGCUGCGUUCGAGACAGAUCACAUUUGGAUAUAUAUUAUAUAUAUAUACUGUCUGGCGCAUCCAGCGAGACUAUAACCGCCUAAUCUUAAUAUAUAUAGUUUCUGCAAUUUUAAUCCCUUAUCAACUCGAAGGUUCCGCGAUCAAAGUGUAUCGGUCUUUAUUAUAUGUAUUGUGAUUAUUUAUUCUGUCGGUUUCACAUGUACUGUACAUAAUGUACGAUUCAAAUGUGGCGCAAUAGAAAGAGAGAAAGAAAGAGAGAGAGAUUGGUGCAAGAUGUACUGGAAUAUAUUUGAUUUGUCAAUCAAAUAAAUAAUUGCGAAGUAAUAACAAGG
Molecule: messenger RNA, 1585 nt
Organism: Vollenhovia emeryi
Lineage: Eukaryota; Metazoa; Arthropoda; Insecta; Hymenoptera; Formicidae
Product: protein FAM192A
Exons: 5
Coding region: 318-1145 (275 amino acids)
Cellular component (GO): nucleus
Source: RefSeq, a predicted model, not a curated record